Durotheca rogersii is the source of this 2847-nucleotide messenger RNA. Its product is annotated as DUF726-domain-containing protein. Lineage: Eukaryota; Fungi; Ascomycota; Sordariomycetes; Xylariales; Xylariaceae. The transcript has a single exon. The record is from RefSeq and is a predicted model, not a curated record. The coding region runs from base 82 to 2586 and encodes 834 amino acids.
CACACACACACACACACCCCUCUAUAUAUACCUACACCUACAUAUAAUACGAUACGCCGCGGGUAGCUCGCGUCGUUCGUCAUGGCGCCACUCACCAACGAGCCGGACGCCGUGCGCGUCGUGCUGAAUCUCGCCCGGCGCAAGGUAUUCUAUAACCUCAUCCUUGAGAUCGUGGCCUACAUGCGAUCGCAGAUACAAGUCCCCGAUCACAGCCCCGAGAGCUCGUCCCAGCCUUCUCCACGUUCGAAUUCGGCGGGCGACGCGCCUCUAUUCAUACCCCGCAGCAGCAGCAGCGGCAACCUACUAGACGAUGACGGCAAUCCACCCUCGCUACCACUGCGCCCACGUGCCGCCGCGCCCCCGAGCCCGGCCCUAGUUAACCUGAGGAAGGCAGCGCUGCUCCAUUUCGACUCGUGGCGCGAUGAGACGCUUAGCAAGCUGAGGGAGGUUUUGGCCAAGGCGGACGACCAGAAGGUCGUCGACGCCCGGCGCAAGCGGACCGAACAGCUCAGCGCCAAGAGCAGGGAAGUGGCUAGUGACGGCGAAGACCUGCUUAGCUUCGGCGGCGAGCCGGCGUCGAGCCGGGGACCUUUGUUGCCGCCGUCGACCCUGGCUGACUUCCAGAACCUGUACCACCCCAUCCCGACGAGGCUCACCACCAUCCCGAUGGAGGACCGCAAGGAGGUACUCAGCGCGACGCUGAUCCUGCUGCUCUCCAUCGGCAACUACUCGGCCUACUCGCGCACGCUCAUCUGCUACCUCAGCUCCGCGCUCGAGAUCCCGCCCCACUUCCUCAAUACCGAGGAGACCGAGAUCGCCACCACCAUGGUGGAGGCCGCCCAGAAGGCCGACGCGGAGAGGCAGAGCGGCGCUAUGUCGGCCGAGGCCGAGGCGCAAAAGCGGAGGGAGCAAGGCCAGGCCAGCCGCCUCUGGAAAGUCGGACUGGCGUCCGUUGCCGGCGCCGCCAUAAUCGGCGUCACGGGCGGGCUUGCCGCACCCGCGGUCGCCGGUGUUAUAGGCGGUCUCAUGGGGUCCGUCGGGCUCGGCGGCUUAGCGAGCUUCCUGGGCAUGUUCUGGAUGAACGGCGCACUCGUCGGCACCCUAUUCGGAGCGUUCGGCGCGAAGAUGACGGGCGAGAUGGUAGAUCAGUACGCCAAGGAGGUCGAGGACUUCAAGUUCCUACCGCUGCGGGAGGAGUGGGGAUCCGGAUGGUCGAAGACGGGCAAAGGAAAGAGCAACGACAAAGAGAGUAGUGCUGAGGCGCGGAGGCUCCGCGUCACGAUCGGAAUUAACGGCUGGCUGGUAUCCGAAGAGGAUGUGACCAAGCCGUGGCGGGUCCUAGGUGACGAGACCGAGGUGUUCGCUCUACGCUACGAGAUGAAGAGCUUGAUGGCACUAGGCGACCAACUCAAGGAUAUGGCGGCGUCGGCCAUGUGGGUCGCGGUGCGGUCCGAGAUCCUGCGCCGGACGGUGCUCGCUACCCUAAAAGGCGCAUUGUGGCCCAUCUUCCUGCUCAGCUCCGCAUCCAGCGUCGACAACCCGUUCAGCCUAGCGCGCAACCGCUCCGAGAAGGCGGGCCGCAUUCUAGCGGAUGCCCUCAUUAACAGGGUCCAAGGAGAGCGCCCCGUGACGCUGGUGGGAUAUUCGCUGGGCGCGCGGGUCAUCUACGCGUGCCUGCGAGUACUAGCUGACCGGAAAGCGUUCGGGCUCGUCGACACAGUGGUCUUGAUCGGGGCGCCGGUCCCGUCCAACGCGGUGCACUGGCAGAUGAUGCGGACGGUGGUGGCAGGCAAACUGUUCAACGUGUACAGCGAGAACGACUACAUCCUCGGGUUCGUGUACCGGACGACGAGCAUGCAGCUCGGCAUCGCGGGGCUGCAGCCGAUCGGGGGCGACAUCGAGGGCGUCGAGAACCUCGACCUGAGCAACGAGGUGACGGGCCACCUGCGGUAUCCGGAGCUUACGGCGAAGAUUCUCGCGCGGUGCGGGUUCCCGGAUGUGCGCGGCGGCGGAGGCGCCAUUGAGAAGGACGAGGGCCGCAUCGAGAUCGAGCUCCGCGACCAGGACUGGGCGCAGAACGGGCUGCUGAUCGACGUCGACGAGCAAGCGAAGCCUCCCCGCUAUGAGCCAGGCGAGACGCCGAACGACAAAUUCCUGCCCGACGUGAAGAAUGUGUGGGAGCUAAAAAGCGAUGCCUCCGUACGGGAAGCCAAGCUCAGGGCGACCAAGAGCGAGUCGGAAGGGCCGCCGGUGCGGCCCCCCCGGCCCGAACAGAAUUUGGGCCACGCGGGCAUCCGUGACGGCCUGGGGGCGCGUUCUAUCACCGCCCCUGCCACCACGUCUGCUCGCAUACCUGUUGCUGCCGGCGCUGCCGCUGCGGCCGGCACUCUCAUCGGAGUUUCUUCCUCUAGCACCGGUGGCGCAAACAGGUUGCCGUCGCCGCCGCCUCCAUAUUCAAUAGCGCACGACAGAAACGACGACGACUACGACGAUGAUUCGGACGAGGACGGCGGUGGGAUCCGGAUGAUGGAUAACGAGUCGGAUGGAGAGCUCACCUUCAUUGAGCCCUUGCGAAUCGAGGAUUAAGCGCUCCGGGGAGCUGGCGAGAUGAAGGAGUAUAUGUAUGCUGUACCCGUUGGCCAAGUGCAGGAGCGAGUAUCCAUUGUUAUUGACUUCAUAUGCCUAAGCUAUACCUAGGUAUAGUUAGGCAUCGUUUUUAUUUAGGCAGGCAUUUUUGAAUUUAAGGGGCAACGGGACCGCCUCGUGCUAUAUAAACUCGAGGGAGACAUGGUUCAUGACUGGGUACCUCUCUAUAUCCACCCGAAGAUCCAAGAAGCAACCGCGACA